AUGGACUCCAACUGCACCUUGCGCAGUUCGAUGGUCGACAAGGGGUUUGUGCUGUCACUACCACGACUGGAGAAUCCCUUUACCUCCGACAAUUCGUACCAGCGUAUCGUCAAGGCGUAUCUCCCGCCUGGUGUUUUUGAAAUUGUCAAACCUCGUCUGACUCGAUUUGCGGAGGAAGCGGUAUCCGAUGAAAUCAAUGAAUGGAUCUCCAACGCCGAAAAACAGCAACCGUACGUAAAGACGAGCGAUGUCUGGGGCAAACGGUUCCCGUACGAUCGUUUGAUCACAAGCCAUGGAUGGAAGGAAUUAGGUAGAUGGGGUGCUAAGAAUGGGGUCAUAUCACUGGGGUAUGAGGACGAGUUCCAAGAAUACCGAAGGAUUGUGCAGCACGCUUUUAAUUAUACAUAUUCAGCAUCCUCGGCUGUGUUCUCGUGUCCUGUCUCGAUGACAAGUGGUGCCGCACGGCUUGUGGCCAAACAGCUACCCUCUGUGCCCCCAAACCACCCCUUUCACGAAGUUUAUCGACUCCUCAUAAGUCGCCAGAACAAUUGGAUAUCAAGCCAGUGGAUGACCGAGAGACCAGGUGGUAGCGACCUCCAGAACUCCGAAACAGUAGCCAUCUACGCUCCUUUGCCUCAAAAGACUGGCCCUCAUGGAACGAUUGAGGAAGGUGACUACCUUGUCUCUGGCUUCAAGUUUUUCUCGUCUGCCACGGACUGCAAUAUGGCUCUUAUAUUGGCGAAAACUGACUCAGGGCAACUAAGCCUGUUUGUUGCACCAGUUCGGAAGACUUUGAUCAUCGAUGGCAGGCAACAGCAGGUCACAAAUGGGAUCCGAAUCCAUCGACUAAAAAAUAAAAUGGGAACCAAGGAGCUUCCUACGGCUGAAAUUGAGCUUCACAAUGUGAGAGCCUGGCUAAUCGGUCCCCUUGACCGUGGAAUUGCUACUAUUGCACUGCUUUUGAAUGUUACCAGGACUCACAACUUCAUCACUGCAUUGUCAUGCUGGCGACGUGGAAUGGCCAUCGCCAAAUCGUUUGCUAAGGCGAGGACUACAAUCAACCAGCCUCUAUGGAUGUUUCCUAUGCAUCUUCAUCUGCUGGCAAAUAUGGAAGUCAAACAUCGAGGAGCUCUUCAAUUGGCAUUCUUCACCACUGCAGUGCUCAGCUUUGCUGAUUAUGGAUUCCCUCCUGAUAAUGUCCGAAGAAACCGUUAUGUUCCACUUCCAGCUCCAGGCAAGCAGACCGAGGUUGUUUUGCGCACGCUGACGGCAACCGCAAAAGCUGUGAUAUGUAAAACAGCAACUCUAUCACUACAAGAAUGCCAGGAAGCCAUGGGAGGAGUCGGCUAUAUGGACGAAGCAGACGAGCCUGAGACGAAUAUUAGUCGACUGAUGCGAGACACAGCCGCCAACAUGACCUGGGAAGGUACAACAAAUGUCUUAAGCAGCGAGGUAGUGCGACAUCUCAUGAAUAACGAUAUGAAUCACUUAGAAAUUUUCGGCGACUGGCUUAAAAGGGCAAUUGCAACAGUGCAGGAAAGACGUCUCAAAGAGACAUUGGAUCGUGCUUGGACCGAAUUCCGCCGCAUCAUGAUGAGCAAACGUCACGACUUAUCAUCGGCACUUGGGGUCGGUCGCCAACUCAUGUUCUCACUGGCCUGGAUUGUGGCGGGGGUUCUUCUCGUCCUUGAUGCAGAAAGAGAUAACAACCACAUUGCCAUGGAGAUUGCAAAGAGAUGGGUUCUGGAGGGUGAAGGGGGCAUAGGCGAGUUUCACCUCCGCAAUGUCGUCCGGGCUUCCGAGCCACGAGCACUCAUCAGCGAUAAGGAAAAAAGAAAUUGGGAUUGUCGAUUGGUCUGGGGCAUGGACUUACCAGAAAAUGCUUCUGUUGGAUACCGGAUCGUGGCUGGCGGCCCAAAAUUGUGA
Rhinocladiella mackenziei CBS 650.93 is the source of this 1926-nucleotide messenger RNA. RefSeq lists its product as uncharacterized. The transcript is spliced from 3 exons. The record is from RefSeq and is a predicted model, not a curated record. Lineage: Eukaryota; Fungi; Ascomycota; Eurotiomycetes; Chaetothyriales; Herpotrichiellaceae. Bases 1 to 1926 code for a protein of 641 amino acids. Gene Ontology annotation, molecular function: oxidoreductase activity, acting on the CH-CH group of donors.